UUUCUGGUUCCAGUACUUCUUCUUCUUCGCUUAAAGCUCGACAUUCAUGUCCGAAUCGUGAAACGGAAAUUCGAACUUCGCAAACCUGAAAAAUCUGAAAUGGCGAAAAGUUUCAAUCUCAUUCCUAAAUCCAUUUUCACUCGCCAUAGUAAAAAACCUCCCAAGCUCCGACCACUCGCUUCUUCCCGACUCUUCUGCUCCGAACCUGAACCAGAAUCCGACAUCGUCCGACAAUCUGACGAGGUUUCGUCCAACCUCAGAGAAGAAGACGAACGCCAUGAACAAGUACAAAAGCUUCAGUCUCUUCUCCAACAGGGCCGUACGGACACCGCCCGUCGGCUGAUCAAAUCCCUCGUCGCCUCAAAAUCGCCUUUUUCUUCGCCGUCCGAUCUCUUCUAUCUCCUCUCUCUCUCCUCACCCCCCAUGAAACCCGCUUUCUCGAGCAUGCUCAUGUCGGCUUGUUUGGAGUCCAGAAUGAUCGCCGAAGCCAUGGAAUUGUACGCCCUGACGAGGAAAGAAGGUACGUUUCCUUCCUUGGCUUCGUUUAACUUGCUUCUAGAAACUUUGAUCUCCUCCAAACAGUAUGGUAAAGCGCUUGAAUUGUUCUAUGAGAUCGUUGAGUCGCGUUUUCGACCCGAUAGGUUUACGUAUGCAAAGGCGAUUCAGGCUUCAGUUAAGUUGGGGGAUUUGAAGAAGGCUGGAGAGUUGUUGAAUGGGAUGAAGAGGAUUGGGAUGAGCCCCAAUGUGUUUAUUUACAAUGUGAUGCUUGGUGGGUUGUGUAAAGAGAGGAGAAUUAGGGAUGCGGAGAAGGUGUUUGAUGAAAUGUCUGAGAGAAAUGUGGUUCCGAAUUUGGUUACCUAUAACACGCUUAUUGAUGGGUAUUGUAAAGUGGGAGAAUUGGAGAGGGCUUUUGGGUUGAGAGAGAGGAUGAAGGGUGGUAAUGUGGGGAUGAAUCGGGUCACUUACAAUGCGCUGCUCGGCGGGCUUUUUCGCGAGGGGAAAAUGGUCGAGGCUAAGCAGCUUUUGGGAGAGAUGGAAGCUAGUGGGUUUUUGCCGGAUUGUGUUACGUAUAGUGUGCUUCUUGAUGGUCAUUCCAAGUGUGGUGAUGUUGAGGCAUCGCUGGCUGUGUUUGAGGAAGCAGUGAAGAGAGGAGUCAGUUUUAAUAAGUAUAUUUUCGGAAUUCUUUUGAAUGGUUUGUGCAAAGAAGGGAAAAUGGAAAUGGCCGGGGAGGUUGUGAUUAAGCUGAGGAAAAAUGGGCUUGCUCUGGAUGAGGUAAGUUAUAACACUAUGGUGAAAGGAUAUUGUAAAAGAGGUGACAUAGGAAGAGCGAUUUCAACCGCUGAGGAAAUGGAAAUUCGGGGGUUGAGACCCAAUUGCAUCACUUUUAAUACUUUGAUUGACAAGUUUUGUGAAAUGAAGGAGAUGGAUAAGGCAGAGGAAUUGGUUAAGAAGAUGGUAAAGAAGGAAGUUUUCCCAGAUGUAGCAACUUAUAACACCCUUAUCAAUGGCUAUGGACAAAUGCGCGACUUCGACAAGUGUUUUCUCAUUCUCGAACAAAUGGAGAAUGAAGGGGUCAAGCCAAAUGUUGUGAGCUAUGGUUCUCUCAUAAAAAGUUUAUGUGGGGAUGGUAGGCUUCUUGAAGCUGAAAUAAUCUUGAGGGAUAUGGUAAGCGGAGGGGUUACACCAAAUGCACAGAUAUAUAACAUAAUUAUUGAUGGCAAUUGUACAGCGCGAAAAUUGAAAGAUGCUGCCAGAUUCUUUGAUGAGAUGAUUAAAAUUGGGAUAAGUCCAACACUGGUAACCUACAAUGCGCUCAUCUAUGGGCUUUGCAGAAAAGGAAGGCUAACAGAAGCUGAAGACUUGGUUUCUCAAAUUACAAAUAAUGGAUUUAGUCCUGAUGUUAUCACAUACAAUUCCCUAAUUUCAGGUUAUUCUGAUGCAGGGAACACCCAGAAAUGUCUCGAGGUAUAUGAAAACAUGAAGAGAUUGGACAUUAAGCCUACGUUAAAAACCUAUCACCCUCUAAUAACUGGAUGUUGCCAGGAAGAGCAUGACGAUGCCCAAAAGGCAGUCUCUCUGCAAACGGAGAUGGUAGACCGGGGAUUCAACGCUGACAAGAUGACCUACAAUAGCUUGAUUCUGGGGCAUUUCGUAGGAGGAAAGUCAUCGGCGGUAAACGACAUUGUGAACGAUAUGAAGGCUAAGGGAGUGGUUCCUAAAGCUGAUACCUAUAACUUACUUGUGAAGGGAUAUUGUGAACUAAAGGACUUUACAGGGGCAUAUUUUUGGUGCAGAGAAAUGUUUGAGAAUGGAUUUCUUCUAAAUUCCAGGACAUUCAAUGAGCUAAUCUCUGGCCUUCAACAGGAGGGUAGGUUGUUGGAAGCCCAAAUUGUGAGCUCUGUAAUGAGUGACAAUAGAAGAGACAAUUGCGGCUCCACUGAGGCUUUAUAUGCCUCUGCCAUAGUGUAGGAAACAGAUGUUCAACUAUGGAAAGGUUUAUUCAUAUAUGCCUGAGGUUCUAUAUGCCUCUGCCAAAGUGUACUCGGAUUUGUACACUAUAAAAUAGAACUUGGUCAGAUACCCCCAUACAACAAAAUGCUCGGUAAACAAGCGGCCGAUGCUCCUCCCCAUCGGGAUAAGGAUGUAUCUCGUUUUUUAUAUCAAACAUUGCCAUAACUAGGUUUCAAGAUCUUCCUCGUUCCACAUUUUAAGCAUGUUGUAUUGGUACCAGCUUCAUAAUGUUGAGGUAAGCAAAAAGUCCUUAUCUGACUUUAAGCCCCGAGGGCACAAUUUUUCUCACAAAAGUUAGUCUUGAAUUGCAAGAGAGAUGGUAAUGCGUUGAAUUGUCAAUGCAUUACCGGUCAUUCAGUUUCAAAUUGUUGGGAUUAUCAGACCCAUCAUUUUGUUCCUACUUGAUGAAUCCCUUGCUAAUUUGUCUGCAGAUACAGAAUUUACGUACAGGAUAUUCCGAGGCUUUUUGGAUAGCCUUGCAUGUGACGUUCACUAGUUUAUGCGGUUUGCAUUGUUGGGUGAUUGGACGGUUGUGAUUGAUGCCUUUGCUGUGUCUCUUUGUAUCUCAACGCUUUGUUUAAAUCAGUUUCUAGCAAAA
This is a messenger RNA of Morus notabilis, 3109 nucleotides long. RefSeq names its product pentatricopeptide repeat-containing protein At5g12100, mitochondrial. The transcript is spliced from 2 exons. Gene Ontology annotation, cellular component: chloroplast. Gene Ontology annotation, molecular function: protein binding. The record is from RefSeq and is a predicted model, not a curated record. Lineage: Eukaryota; Viridiplantae; Streptophyta; Magnoliopsida; Rosales; Moraceae. The coding region runs from base 100 to 2469 and encodes 789 amino acids.